AUGAUUUAUUUAAGUGAUUUUGUUAAGGAGAAUUUUCAUUAUCAUGAACAUAAAGGAAAUGGAAUUGGAGAAACAAUUAUUAAACAAUAUGGUCGGUUUUUCUCAGAAAAAAUAGGAGAAUUAUUACAUGAAAAAUAUGGUAAUUUAGCUAUUAUUAAAAGAGAUAAAAAUGUUUUUGUAGCAUCAUUUAGAAGUCCAUUAAGAAAACCAAAAGAUGUUUUUGUGAUUAGACAAAUUUAUUCUGCAAUUUUAAAUUUAUCAAAAGAAGAAAUGGUGUAUUAUGUUUGUGGUGGUGAUGAGAAGACAUUUAAAGAAUUAUUUCAUUUAUGA
Messenger RNA from Entamoeba histolytica HM-1:IMSS, 330 nucleotides. RefSeq lists its product as uncharacterized. The coding region runs from base 1 to 330 and encodes 109 amino acids. NCBI's taxonomy places the organism in Eukaryota, Evosea, Mastigamoebida, Endamoebidae. The transcript has a single exon. The record is from RefSeq and is a predicted model, not a curated record.